Tachysurus vachellii is the source of this 519-nucleotide messenger RNA. Its product is annotated as histone H3. NCBI's taxonomy places the organism in Eukaryota, Metazoa, Chordata, Actinopteri, Siluriformes, Bagridae. Gene Ontology annotation, molecular function: protein heterodimerization activity; structural constituent of chromatin; DNA binding. The transcript has a single exon. Gene Ontology annotation, cellular component: nucleosome. The record is from RefSeq and is a predicted model, not a curated record. The coding region runs from base 62 to 472 and encodes 136 amino acids.
CACAGCGUUCGCCAGCAACGUUUAUUGUGUUUUUUCUUCGUGAAGUUCACAGCUCGACGCUAUGGCAAGAACCAAGCAGACCGCCCGUAAGUCCACUGGUGGCAAAGCGCCCAGGAAGCAGCUCGCCACUAAGGCUGCUCGCAAGAGCGCCCCGGCUACCGGCGGCGUGAAGAAGCCUCACCGUUACAGGCCCGGCACCGUGGCUCUGAGGGAGAUCCGCCGUUAUCAGAAGUCUACUGAGCUGCUUAUCCGCAAGCUGCCCUUCCAGCGCCUGGUGAGAGAAAUCGCUCAGGAUUUCAAGACCGACUUGCGUUUCCAGAGCUCGGCCGUCAUGGCCUUGCAGGAGGCUAGCGAGGCAUACCUGGUCGGUCUGUUCGAGGACACCAACCUGUGCGCCAUUCACGCCAAGAGAGUGACCAUCAUGCCUAAGGACAUUCAGCUGGCCCGCCGUAUUCGCGGAGAGCGCGCUUAAAUCUCAAUUCUGGCUAAUGUACACAAAGGCUCUUUUAAGAGCCACCA